This is a messenger RNA of Dipodomys spectabilis (banner-tailed kangaroo rat), 5208 nucleotides long. RefSeq names its product SHOC2 leucine rich repeat scaffold protein (gene Shoc2). The record is from RefSeq and is a predicted model, not a curated record. NCBI's taxonomy places the organism in Eukaryota, Metazoa, Chordata, Mammalia, Rodentia, Heteromyidae. Gene Ontology annotation, molecular function: protein binding. Bases 542 to 2287 code for a protein of 581 amino acids. The transcript is spliced from 9 exons.
GGACGGCCAGUCGAGCGGCCUCGCCCCGCUGGGAGGCUCAGAGGGGCGGAGGGAGGGCGGGCCGCCGCCCGGGCAGCCGGAAAGAAAACGCUCUUCCAGCGGAAGUGGCCCUGAGCCCCACACGUCCUCGACGCGCCGCGUCCCCGGGGGCCGUCCAGCAGGGCCUGCCCCUCGGGUGGGGCCGGGGGCACACUCGCCGCUCCGCGCCGGGCGCGGGCUACCUCCUCUCCGCCCGCGUCCUACUCGGAAGUGCCAGAUGCAACUUCCGCCAGGACAAGAGCUUUUUCUGGUGUCCACCCAGGAAUUCUCAUGAAUCAUUGACUGGCCAGCACCAUUUUACCAAUUGAACGGAUGAGUUCUCAGAAAUGGGUGUAGUGCUUUUAGAUCCAACAUGUAGAAUAUGGAUGCUACCCCAUGCUAUUUAUUUCUUCAUGCCAACACCUUCUUUGAUUGUGUAGGAUCUUUGUCUCAUCAUCUUUGAGUUUGGAUUGUGGGAAAAGAAAAGGAGUUCAUGUAGUUUUUUCUCCAAGCUUGAGUCACCAUGAGUAGUAGUUUAGGAAAAGAAAAAGACUCUAAAGAGAAUCCCAAAGUACCAUCAGCCAAGGAAAGAGAAAAGGAGGCAAAAGCCUCAGGAGGUUUUGGGAAAGAGAGCAAAGAAAAAGAACCUAAAACCAAAGGAAAAGAUGCCAAAGAUGGAAAGAAGGACUCCAGUGCUGCCCAACCAGGAGUGGCUUUUUCAGUUGACAAUACCAUCAAACGGCCAAACCCAGCACCUGGGACGAGAAAAAAAUCCAGCAAUGCUGAGGUGAUUAAGGAGCUUAACAAGUGCCGUGAGGAGAACUCAAUGCGUUUGGACUUAUCCAAGAGGUCUAUACACAUACUGCCAUCAUCAAUCAAAGAGUUGACUCAAUUAACAGAACUUUAUUUAUACAGUAACAAAUUGCAGUCCCUCCCAGGAGAGGUAGGCUGUCUAGUAAAUCUCAUAACACUGGCUCUAAGUGAAAACUCACUCACCAGUUUGCCUGACUCUCUUGAUAACUUGAAGAAGCUGCGGAUGCUUGAUUUACGGCAUAAUAAACUGAGAGAAAUUCCUUCAGUAGUAUAUCGGCUAGAUUCUCUCACUACUCUCUACCUUCGCUUUAAUCGUAUAACUACUGUAGAAAAGGACAUAAAAAACCUGUCGAAACUCAGCAUGCUCAGCAUUCGAGAGAAUAAAAUCAAACAGUUACCUGCUGAAAUAGGUGAAUUAUGUAACCUCAUUACGCUGGAUGUAGCUCACAAUCAACUUGAACACCUUCCAAAGGAGAUUGGAAACUGUACACAGAUAACCAACCUUGACUUGCAGCACAAUGAACUCCUAGACCUCCCAGAUACUAUAGGAAACCUGUCCAGUUUAAAUCGACUUGGUCUGAGAUAUAAUAGACUUUCAGCAAUACCCAGAUCACUAGCAAAAUGCAGUGCACUUGAAGAAUUAAAUUUAGAGAACAAUAACAUUUCUACUUUACCAGAGAGUCUUUUAUCAAGUCUUGUGAAACUGAAUAGUUUGACCUUGGCUAGAAAUUGUUUCCAGUUAUAUCCAGUGGGAGGUCCAUCUCAAUUUUCUACCAUCUAUUCCCUCAACAUGGAACACAAUCGAAUCAAUAAAAUCCCAUUUGGAAUUUUCUCCAGAGCAAAAGUAUUAAGUAAACUGAAUAUGAAGGACAAUCAGUUGACAUCACUUCCUUUGGAUUUUGGAACUUGGACCAGUAUGGUAGAAUUGAAUUUAGCAACUAAUCAGCUCACAAAGAUCCCUGAGGAUGUAUCUGGUCUUGUUUCUCUUGAGGUUCUAAUAUUAUCCAAUAAUCUUCUAAAGAAGCUUCCCCAUGGUCUUGGAAAUCUUAGAAAGUUAAGAGAAUUGGAUCUAGAGGAGAACAAACUGGAGUCCUUGCCAAAUGAAAUUGCUUAUCUUAAGGAUUUACAGAAAUUAGUCUUGACAAACAACCAGUUGACCACUCUUCCCAGAGGCAUUGGUCACCUUACCAAUCUCACACAUCUAGGCCUUGGAGAGAACCUACUCACCCAUCUUCCUGAGGAAAUAGGUACACUGGAGAAUUUAGAAGAACUGUAUUUGAAUGAUAACCCCAACCUGCAUAGCCUUCCAUUUGAGCUGGCUCUCUGCAGCAAGCUUUCAAUCAUGAGUAUUGAGAACUGUCCACUCAGUCACCUUCCACCUCAGAUUGUUGCUGGAGGGCCGUCUUUCAUCAUUCAGUUUUUAAAGAUGCAGGGUCCAUAUCGUGCCAUGGUCUGAUUCAAACCUGCUGUUCCUACACUGUUCAAAAAUAGACUGCCAUCAUUGUUUCAUAUCUAUCUGUAUCUAUUUAUGUAGAUAUUGAUAUAUAUGGCAGAUUUAUAAAGACCGCAUUAUGUGUUUCUGCAAAUAGAGGAAUCAUAGCCAUUUAGAUUUUUUUUUUAAUUCUGUACAAAAAAAAAAAAAGGCUUACAUAAGUUUUCUUUGCUAAAUUUGAUGGAUGUUUUUCUGUUGUGUUACCUGGUAUGCCAGUUUUCUUAAAAAGUUUGCCAACCAAUUAUGAAGUCACUAAAUUUAAGGAACAGAAGUAGUAUAGUUCGGUAUACUUUGCUCUUAAGAAAAAUAUGGGCCAAGGACUUUGUUGCAACUUUUCAUAUACAUUGUCCCCAUACCAGAGAUCAGAUCUUUAUAGUAUUAUAGGCCCCAAAGACAGAAUUUUUCUUUAAUUUAUUUUGAAAUUUGAGGUUUAAAUUUUGUGUAUGUUUACAGUCAGAGUAAAUCACUGGAUUUUGUUUUGUCUUGAUUUGCUCUGUUUUAAUCAAUCAGAUAUAGAUUAUAUCCUCUGUUAAAGAAUUUGCAUUAGCUGGUUUGAAUAUAAAAGACAAAUGUUUUUUGAAACAGCUAGCAAAGUAAAAAUACACAGUCAAAAAAUCUAGAAUUCCAUUAAUUUUGCUUCUCUGAUUAAUGGAAGCAAAGUAUUGGAGGUAAGUCUAGGUGGGGCAGGUAUUAAGAUUUUCUGAGUAUAAAUAUGUUUUCUUAACUUUGGGGGAACAGAAACUUGUAGUGAAGAGUUUUUCAUUCCAGAAAAUUGCAGAGUCACAAAAACCAACAGAGAAAUUUGGCAGAUAUCUAAGUUACACAUAAACACACAUUCUAUAUAUGUAUAUACAAUGCUAUAUAGAUAUGUAUUUAUUAUAUCAUAAACUACAAUAGGUAACUUUAAGGAUUUCUCCCUAUCCUUGUACAAUGAAAUGAAUGUCUUUCUUUGAAAACUGCAAUAUAUGUACGUUUCAAGGUUAUUUAACAGUGUACUAUGGUUUUAUAUCUUGACUUGCCUUGUACAUCUAUCUGUUUUGGAAUCUCUGUGUCUAAGCACAAUAUCUUCACACUGUGCUGUAUUGCUGCUGAACUAAAUGCACUUUUCCCCAUAUAUGGGGCACUGGCUUCAAACAAUUCAGUUCAGUACCAUUACUUUUAAUCUCAUCUUUCCUCUCUUGAUAGUGGGUAGUACAGUUAUGGGAAAGAGGCACAUUGCAUAGAAGCCAUUGGUAGUUCUGUGGAUGUUAUGUGAGAUGUGCAUGUGCUAUUUUAUAUAUUUUCUUUCGCUUUACUGCCUUCAAGACUAGCAGAAUUGUAAAUGUGUGCCCCUUUAUGUAGUGCUGUUAUUUUUGGUAGUGUUGGUCUUAAGUCAGUUGACUUAUCGAGGAAACUUACAGAGCAAGUGAAUUCUAGAUAUCAUCCUAAAAAAAAAAAUACUUCCCGUAUAAUGAGUAACUAUUAUGUAUAUUUACGUAUUGCUGCUUUUUUUCCAUUUUGUUGGGCAUUGUGUUUAAAAAACUUUAAAAAUAAGACUAUAAUAUUAAGAUAGAAAAUUGGAUUGUUUUGCUUUUCUGGCAUUCAAAUUCAGGAUGAGUUUGAGGUCACAUUUACAUUCAUAAUUGGCAAUUUUAUAAAGAACAACUGAGAAAUGGAAGGCAGGUAAAGAUAUAAAACCCUAGAAUGCUUAAAUGUGCUGUAAAACUAUUGUAGAUGUCACUGGAUUUUACCAAGUAAUAUCCUUUCUUUUCUCCAUCUACUGUGGCUUUUCAGUUAAAUUUUUGUUUAUAAAAUGAAUUUGUUUAUUUCAGCUCUACCUAGAGCAUAUGUGUAUGUGUGUUUUUUUUUAUAAUAACUUAUGGAACUUGAACUUUAAUGAUAGUAACUAAUGGCUGUUUCUUAAGAAUGAAUAUGUGAUCAUUUCUCAGAACGAAAAUAGUUUUAAAGCAGUUUGGUUCCCCUAUGUUUGUUUAUGUUAAUCUGCACAGAUGUACAAAAUGACCCCAAUCUUACAUACAGAAGUAAAGCAUGAAUAAGACUUGCCUCUUCUGCAUAGACCACCUUGUAAGAAAGAGCCCAUUAAUGUCUCGUUACUACCACAAGGAAACUAGAAAGGACUCUCAGACAUCCUGGUGAAAACAAGAUAUCUAAUACUAAAUAAUUUGAAAAUGGUAAACAAUAUUGUUGAAUGACUACAUGUAAAGUGAUUUUUUUCCCUGAAACUAUAAUUGGGCUAAUUGACAUGCAAAAAUUUAUUUUCUUAUAGAGAUAUUGUAUUUAAUCUAUUCAUGAAGUUCAGUAAAUAAAGUAAGAAUGCUAGAGAAUAUUAGAUUGCAAAAACAUUAAACUUUGAUCAUCUGUAGCAGGAAAAUUAUAAUGGUAGCAUCAAAAAUCUUUUUUAACAUAGCACUUUUAAAGUUCCAAAUGUUUAUUUCAUACAGAAAAGGGAAAUAGUAAAUAAUUUACUAUGGGUAAAUUAUUUGAGUACUAAUGAAAACACUAGAAGCUAGAAACUCUUGGGAGGAAAACAUGCCUUGACUUCAUUUGUACUUAAAAAGGUGGGUGAUACAAUUAGAAUGAGCUCCAACAAAGGUAAUUGCAUAUUUCUAAUUUGCCUAUAACCAGUCAUUUAGAAUGGAUAAAUUUCUGUAUUGCAGUUAGUCUGUGAGUUUUUUUUUGUGUGUGUGUGAUAACUUGUUACUUUUUGAAAGUUUUUCAUCUGGGUAAUUUGGAAGUUACAUGUAUAAGAUCUACUUUCAGCUUGCAGAAUUUAUAAUUUUUAUUAAUAAGAAUGAGCAAUAAGUAUAUGGGACAAUUUAGAAUGGAAAGAGAAGGGCACUAUAAGUAGUUGUUUGGGGAUGACAAUCAUGUAUCAACUGUGUCAG